Messenger RNA from Coprinopsis cinerea okayama7#130, 537 nucleotides. RefSeq lists its product as hypothetical. Bases 1 to 537 code for a protein of 178 amino acids. The record is from RefSeq and is a predicted model, not a curated record. Lineage: Eukaryota; Fungi; Basidiomycota; Agaricomycetes; Agaricales; Psathyrellaceae. The transcript is spliced from 4 exons.
AUGAGCGAGAGCGACGCUGGUCACUACCCCAUUGGGAAGACACUUAGACUUGGAACAAAGAUCGCAGGGUUCAUCACCGUCGAGAAUCACGGCGAUCGACAGCAACAGCCCUUUGAACUCGGCGCUGGGACAAUCGUGGAUGUCCAAAGUGUACGACUUAAAUCAUCCGAGCAUCACCACUUGCCAGGAGCACAGGAGCCGAGCGCAAGCGACUACGAAUACCUCGUCCAUUCUGACAUCUAUACUGUCAUUGGCAACAUAUAUGCACCUGAAGGCAAAGCACUCGACGGUGUCCGAGGACGGACAAGGACCUACCCUAUUUGCCACACUCAACUAGCCCCUGUUGGUCGCAAAAAAGGGGAGUUGGCCCCCGAUGGCGUGUGCAGGCACCCCCUCCGCCCGGGGGAAUUUGCAAAAGUCAUCAACGAAGACACUGAUGACUAUACAGGAACAAAGCAAGGGGGUGUCGGCCAAAAAGUUCCGGCUAGAGGGUCGAAAAAUCUUUUCUCAGGAUUUCAACCUGAACUACCUAGGUAG